Molecule: messenger RNA, 8257 nt
Organism: Galleria mellonella (greater wax moth)
Lineage: Eukaryota; Metazoa; Arthropoda; Insecta; Lepidoptera; Pyralidae
Gene: slgA
Product: proline dehydrogenase 1, mitochondrial
Exons: 11
Coding region: 85-1815 (576 amino acids)
Cellular component (GO): mitochondrion
Molecular function (GO): FAD binding; proline dehydrogenase activity
Source: RefSeq, a predicted model, not a curated record
CGUCACUGCCAAACCAGUUGUCAGUUGUCGGCCAGCGGCGACGGGCGUGUAUUGUGUUUGUGCGAAGUGCGCGGAGCUCCGACAAUGGCUCUGCUAAGACGACUGGCCGUGAACGCGCCUAGGAACGUCCGAGUCCUAUCCUCCGCGCCGUCUCCACGUGACGACCUCGACCUUAACUUUAACAGUCCGAAAGAUGCGUUCAAAAGUAAGAAGACCAGCGAACUGGUGCGGGCGUAUUUCGUCUACCAGAUAUGUUCCGUGAAUUGGAUCGUAGAGAAUAAUGCCAUGUUAAUGAGGAGACUCCGACAAGUGGUCGGGCAGAGGUUGUUCGAAAUCAUCAUGAAAGCGACCUUCUACGGACAGUUCGUCGCCGGUGAAGACCAGAACACCAUUCGGCCGACUAUUGAUAGGUUGCAUUCGUUUGGUGUGAAAUCAAUCCUCGAUUACUCCGUGGAGGAAGAUAUCUCCCAGGAAGAAGCAGAGAAGAGAGAAGUCAGUGCGUCGAUAUCGGAGAGCGGCGACAAGCAAGAGGAGGGACAGUUGAAGCAGUAUCACGUGGAGCAGCGGUUUGCCGACCGCCGCUACAAAGUGACCAGCGCCAGAACAUACUUUUACCUGAACGAGGCGUCCUGCGAGAAGAACAUGGAGGCGUUCUUGAAGAGUAUUGAUGCUGUCGCUGGCGUAACUAAAAGCACGGGUCUUAUGGCCGUUAAACUCACUGCGCUCGGCAGGCCUCAGUUGUUGCUCCAAUUAUCAGAGGUGAUAAUGAAGGCUCGUAACUACAUGCAGCAGAUCGGUGGUGGUACUGGUAAUGUACUAACCCACCAUAAGACGAUUGAAGACUUCCAGAGGUACUUCGGCAGUCACAGCAACAAGCCAGAGGUGCAAGAAUUUAUGAAGAAAAUCACCUCGGACAAGGAGGGAAUCGUCCACCUGUUCCCCUGGUCGAACAUUCUCGAUAAAGACAUGGGUCUGUCUGACUCGUUCCGGGUGCCAGACCCCAAGACUGGUCAGAUGAGACGACUGAUCUCCCAGAUUUCCCCCAAAGAGGAGGAGAUGUUCAGAAACAUGCUGCGAAGGUUGAACCACAUCAUCCAAGCGGCCAAUGAAGUGGACGUGAGGAUCAUGAUUGAUGCCGAGCAGACGUACUUCCAGCCUGCCAUAUCGAGGAUCUGUUUAGAAAUGAUGAGGAGGUAUAACAAAGACAAGUUCCUAGUGUUCAACACGUACCAGACCUACCUGAAGAACACGUACAACGAGAUCGUGACCGAUCUGGAGCAAGCUCAGCGUCAGAACUUCUAUUGGGGCGCGAAGCUGGUCCGAGGCGCGUAUAUAGAGCAGGAACGCGCUAGGGCAGCAGCGAUGGGCUACGAAGACCCUACGUGCGAGAAUAUCGAAGCUACCACCACAUCUUUUCAUAAAUGUCUUAAGGAGAUUCUCAGCAGGGCGGAGCAGAAAGGCCGGUUAGGCAUCAUGGUCGCCUCCCACAAUGAGGACACCGUCAGAUAUGCGAUCCAGCUCAUGAAGGAGCACAAUAUCAAGCCUGAUGAUAAGGUGGUCUGCUUCGGACAGCUUCUGGGCAUGUGCGAUCACAUCACCUUCCCUCUAGGCCAAGCCGGCUACUCAGCCUACAAAUACGUACCGUACGGCCCCGUUCUCGAAGUUCUGCCGUACUUAUCGCGGCGCGCCAACGAGAACCGCGGCUUCCUCGUCAAAAUCAAGAAGGAGAAGAGUCUACUCCUCAAGGAAAUAGCCCGUCGUAUCUUUACCGGCCAAAUCUUCUACAAACCAAAUGGCAAAUAUACACCUGUGUAAAUAUUUACCUCCAAUCAACGCGUCAUAGUCUAAUUUCUAAUUUGCGCUGUACGGAGCACACGCUUGUCGCGUGUAAAUUAAAUAUAGUCCAGUGUGUAUUGCGAAUCAAUUUAAAAUCGAACUUGUAACCAAUUGUUUAGGAUUCGUAUUCGAGUGCAGUGCCCUUGGACAACGAUCUAAUCCCAUGGAAUGAUUGGAGAUAGUGUGAGAUAUGGCUAAAUUAAGUGUAUAAAUUGUUUUAGUGCUUUAUUCAGUAUUUUAUUUAUUAACGAAUUUAAUUUAUCAACGCUUAUUUCAGUAGAGUUACGUAGGUCGCUGUUAUAAACAAUUAUUACGUGUUAAAUAGUCAUUGAGUUUGUACGUCCUUGUAAUUAUAAUGGGAUUCCGUUAAUUAUAUUGCAGGGUCGUAUUUGAAAUGUACCGCCAUAUUUAUUAUAAUGUUUAAUUUUUAUUUAUUUAUUUAGAGAAAUGUUUGUGAUGAACGUCAGUGAAGAUACAAUCGGUCAAUUGGUAGUAAUAGUACGCGAUGACAUUUGUCAAUGUGACAACUUUCUUAUUUUUAUUAAAUCCAUGGGUCCAAGUGGUAAUAUGGGAGACUUUGUGACGACACAACCAGGAAAUACAGAUUUGGCGAGAGUGACGGAUUUGUCAUAGUGACAAGUGUCAGCCGUGUACGCUAACUCUGACUACUCUCAUUUUGUUGUACAUGGCCAAAAUAUUUCACCGCAACUUGGCUUGGUAAUGCAUCUUUAGAUUGGCUUGUCAGGCGAAAUUUUUCGAUUUCUGUUCAGACAAUAACAUGUCGAGUUCUGUAGUGUCAUUAGAAUAAUAGGAGGUUUAAUCUUCAGUAGUGUAUUGGGAUCGGUAUUUCAUUGUGUGAAUAGAUUAAUGAUUGUGAAUUAAUGAAACCAAACAUGCGCCGGUCGCACUGUCUCAAUUCUCAUUUCUAUUAUACUGGCUUUCUAUAGAACGUGAAUAUGGUGAAGUUUAGUACACCAUAAUAAAUACCAGUAAUUAAAGGACACAAUAGUAGUUGACUUAUGACUACUACAUUUAUAUCAUUGAUUGAAACUGUCAAUUUAACUCAAUAAUUUGCUCAGUAUAUUGAACAAUAGCUAUUUAGGAUCCGACAAUAAAUUAUUCAAUUAAUACAUUUCAAACAAAAAAAUAAUUUAAAUUAUAAAAUAAACGAAUGUCAAUGAAAUAACGUUACUAUUUUGAAGAUAAUGAAUAAUCAUUAAUCAGGAGAGAUGAUGAAAAUAAUUUCAUUAGCGCAGAUAUGCUAAUAAAAUAUUUAUUAUUAUCAUCUCAGUUAUAAUCGUUACUUAUGGCGUUCGUAAAUGUAUUGGACUGUUGAAAUCAGUAGAUAAAUCAGCUUAGAAUGACGAUUCUUAGUUUUAAGACAGUUCAACAAAAUAAUUAGUAUGAAUCUCACUAAAGUUUAAUAUGAAAAGAAUAAAGAAAAUAUCUCGUGAGUACAAAUAUUCACUCAGCGGUUUGUACGAGUAUUAAGUUCUUUGGGAAUUUAUCAAUGAAGCUUAAAAAUCUUAGUUAACAAAUCUGUUGCUAAAUCAAAUUAAGUUAUUUAAAGUGUGACUAGGUUUUUCGAACUCCUUGGGAUUUCAUUGUUAGCCAUCACGGCAUUACAGGUAAAAGAAUGUUUAAAUGAAACGAUUUUUGUUUGUUGAGGUUAGGUUAUGUUUCAUUAAAUUAAGUAGGUCAAAGCAAUCUAUAAUUUAUUUAUAUUUCUCUCAUGAUUAAUUUAUUAUGUUUAAAAUUUUUAAUGAUUAUCUUUCUGCGAGUUUACGAUAAACCGAUCCAUAUUAUUAUAAAUAUUAAAGCGGUUAGGUAUUAUUAUUUUUAUUGUAAUGAAAUUAAUUCAUUUUUAAUGAUAACUUCAAUAUUUACCAGCUUAAUCCUUAUGUAGUGAUUUUGAUCGCAGUUCCUAACUAACUUUAGGUUCAACAAAAGCUUAAUAGGCAUGUAUUUUCUCUUUUAUGUGAAACUAUUGAUAGUUGAAUGUGUUAUUCAUAAAGUUACAGUAAUUGUUGAAUUAAAAUAAUGUUUGGAUAAUUAUUUUAAGUUAUUGUAAACUUUGUAAAAAUAAAUAAUUACGUAAGUAACAUGCAUUACGAGUGUAUGAGGUACUACAAUUAUCUAUAUUAUAAUAUACAUCAAUAGAACGCAUGACUAUCAAUUAGUUUUCUUUAUAUUAUUUUUAAUAAGUAUGUUUUAUUAUUGUUUUUAUUUAUGCAAUGUGUAAAAUGAUUUGAAUCCUUUUUUUUUCUUGUAAAUUUUAUUUAUAAACGAUUUAUAAUGUUCGGCUAAUUAUGUGAUGCUAUUUUUAGAUUAUUUUACGUAUAGACUUUUAAUAAAGACAAGGAUCGUUUUCAUGAGUUUUUUUUUUAAUUAUUUUUAGUAAAAUUUUGUUUUCCUUACAGUUUACAUGGGGUUUGUAAAGCUUAUUAUUUAAUUAUAGAAACAUUUAGGUUUUAGUUUGAUGAAUGAAAAGAUCUCACUUUAUUACAGCUGUUUGUGGGUGUCAUUGAAAUAUAUAAAUACGAUAAAAACAACUUUAAUAUAGCACUAAUAUAAUAAUUGCUAAUCAUAUUAGAUUAUUUUUUUUAUUUUUUUAAUACUUUAUUGCACCAAUAUUACAGGACUUUUUAAAGAAUUUUCAAUAAGUUUUAUUUUGUUUCUUUUUAUAAAAAAGCCUUUUCUUUCGAAAAUAAUAUCUGCGCGUAAAUUGAAUAACUUUUCCAACAAAGUUACCGUAAAUGAAUAAAUAUGAAUGAAAUAUUAUAUAAUAACGCCAUAAUAAACAAUGAUAUUAUAAAAGAAGAAAUGUAGAUACAUUACAAGCGCGCCAAAAAUCAAAUGAUAUAAGAUGAAGCUGAUUAGCACUACAUAAAAAUAACUAGUCAUUAUACUUAUUAUUUAUAUUGAUUUUUUUAACUCUUUAUUGCACCAGAAACAAAAAUAUACAAUGACAAUUGUAUAAUUCAAGCGAAAUACAUUAACAUGAAUACAUAUUGAAAUAUAUACAUAAAUGUACAAAAGGCGGUCUUAUUGCUAGGGCAAUCUCUUACAUACCACCUUUGAAUAAAUGAGAACAUAUAGAAGUGGAAAGCACAAGAGUGAAUUAAUACUUUUUUAUUUUAUUUUUAUAAUUCUAAUUAUUUAUUUUUUUAUUAUUUGACAAUAUAGUAUAAUGUAUGUGUGUUGUGCUGUUGAUAUGUUCGGAACUUGAUCCAUUUGUUUUAUGAGCGUGUAAUAGUUUUUUUUUUUUUUUAUAAAAAUAAUUAACGUAUUACAAUGCAAUGCGGAUCAUUAUCAUAAUUAUGUUGAUAAUUGAUCUGUGAAAAAAUAAAUUUCUAUUUAUUAUUCAUUAAGUGUAUCCCUAUCUCAUUUCAUUAUUCAACUGAAUCAUUUGUGGUAUCAUUGAGUAUCUAGUAAAAGCUUCAAUUUAAAAUAUAAUAAUUCUAUUCAAUUUUGUCUAUUACCUAUAUAUUUCAAUUUAAUAUAUAGGUAAUAGACAAAAUUGCAAUAUUAAUGUGGAUAUUAAAUUAGAAAAAUGAUUUAUAAAUAUCUUUCAUUAAAACAAAUCCUCUAUCUCAUUUCAUUAAUUAAUCCAUAAAAAAACUUUUGUAUCAUUUUCUCUCAAGUCAACAAAUGAUGAAUAUUAUAUUACAAUUUGCAAAAUAAUUUUCUAUUAUAUUAUCAUUACUUACUAAAAUACACGUAAAAAGCCCCCCUAUCUCAUUUCAUUAAUUUUAUUAUUUUAUGAAAUUUGGUCAUGUAAUUUCAUGAUAAUCAUGAAGCCGCGAAAAGGCAAAAUGUAUUGUAGAGAUAUUAUACAAUUUUAUCAUUAUUGAUAAGACUUAGAAACGACCCUUAUUAUUUUCGUUUAUUCCAAAUACUUAGAUUUAAAAUUAAAUUAGUACAUAUUAGGGUACAGUUAUAUAAGACAAUAAUGUUUGUAUGUUAUUGUAUGAAUUGUCAUUGAUUAUUAUUAACAUUAUAAUAAACCACUUAAUGUGUUUAUCUAUGCCUAUUUCAAAGUCGUUAAAAAUAAUUAUUAUAAUAAUAGGGCAUCGUUAUAUUUAUUCAAAUGAGUUAAAAAAGAAUUCACCUAAUUUUUAAAUAGUAAUAACUUAAAUAUAAUUAAUUUAAAUUAAAAUGAAUUUAAUUUAGUUAAUUUAAAGUUAAGUUAAAUUUCAUUAAUUGAAAUUUUAAAUUUAAAUUAAUUUAGAGUGUAAACUUUAAUGAUAUUUGAGGAUAUUAUUAUAAUGUGAUAGAAAUAAUAUUAUCAUUAUUACUUAUAGAGCCCUCAGCCGUUAAGACAUAUUAGUUACAUGAUGCUUUGCAAAUAAUAAAUUGUCAUUGAAUUAAUUUGUGUUAAAAAAAUAUUAUUAAUUAUAAAUACUAAAAAAAUACUGGCAAAUGGCGUGUGUUGAGCGUAGCUUGAGCUUUUGUUAGCAAUUAGAGACGACACUUUGCAGUGGAUAUUAUUAAAUUAAAUAACAUCCUGGAAUAAUAAACUUUUUCUAACCAACUUUUCAAAAAUAGGAUAUCUCAAUAUAAUUACUUUUUUUGUAUGUAUGUUAUACGAAAACUUUGUAAUUGUGAAUUGUUUUUAAUUAAUAUUUUUCCCCUGCACUCCAUUUUGUCAACAUUUUCUUGGUCGGUCUCGAUAGGCAUCCAGCUUAUGAGUUAGUUAUGUAUUAUGAUAGGUAUUAAUUUUUUUAUUUAAGAGUUUCCUCUUGUCCAGGCAACUAUUUCAUGUAUUCUUCUCCAACUAGCUCUACUCUAGGCCAAGUCCUUCCUAUACGAUAUGAUACCUAGACUUUUUUUAUUUGUCUAAUGGAGGUAUUUCUCAGCCUUACCCUUCCUCUUUUGUCUUCUAUUUUUCCUUAAAGUUUGAAGGGCGGGAUAGGCAAUUAAAUUAUUGAGUACAGAUUGUCUACGAUAACAUGGCACGCCCGUUCAAAAUCCAAAGAAAUCAAAAAGUGUAAGUAAAAGCACAAGGUUUCGAUCAAGGAAUACUCUGUAAUACUCUAUGCCGAAUCAUUACUGAAGACUUUUUGUUUAAUGGUAUGCCCUCAAGUAUAAAUAUGUUGUCUCAAUUGUUACUCGGAUUUAUUACGUAAUAAAAACCGUCGACAUAUAAAAUUAUGGUUUUUUCAAACACGCUUGAUGAAAGAAGAAGAGUGCUUACUCUUCAACUAGUGAUGAUCCUGAGGAGAACUUUUUUUUUGUAUUCGGCACGCUCAGUAAACAAUUAUUGAUAUGUCUUUCUUAUUAAUUAACAAUUAAAAACAAAAAUUUAUAGUUAAAUUAGAAAUAUUUUUUGUCUUAAUCAGUUAUAUUAUUUUGUAUUAUUACUACUUAUUACGUAGUAUAAUUAAUUUUUAAUCAGUUUUAUUUAGAAAUGAGUUUUAUCCGCAACUUCACAACCGUGAAUUUUAAAAAUAGGAAAAUUAAUGAAAUAUCAUUUCAAGAAAACCUUAGAUUAUAAUCUAAGGAUAAAACAUACGCCAGUUUUUAAGUUCGACUUUUAGAAAUACAACUAUUUUAAACCGCAUCCAAUUCGGUGUAGUAGUUUUUACGUAAAGCCGGAAUAAACACACAAAGAGAUACAAUAAUUAUGGUUAUUAUUACUGUAGUUGUUCAGUAGCCACUGAAAUUAGCGUUAUAAUAUUGUUCAAUACCAUAGCACAUGUUGAGUGGGAGUCUCAUUCGGGAUACACUGAAGCAAAGAUGGGUAAUAUAUGUAUACCAAUAUUUAUAUAUUUUAGUUACAAUAUCUAUAUACUGGUCCCAUAAAGAAUAUGUUAAAAGUUUGUUAUCCAAUAUUAUUUUUUGGAUAACAAACUUCUAACAUUCAUUCGACCGAUAUUGGCGACGUUGAAAUAGGUGAUGACCUUUUCCCGCCAUCAAUGUCCAGAGAAACCCAAUAUAUAGAUAUCGGAUCGGUAUCCAUAUCACCCAUACUUACACUGAACUGCUUCAAAUGUUUAAUAAAUAUUUUUCGAUAUAUUUCUAAUAUGUUGGUUCUUGAUUUAUUACGACUUUUGAUCUGACUCCAAGAUUUUUAUUACUGAAUUUUGAAUACUCGAACGGAGAAUCAUUUUUACCCUUGAAAUAUGUUUUUUUAAGAUACUUUUACGGCUUUGGAUGUUUUAGUUUAAUAUCUAACAGAAAUAGUGAUGGGACAUCGCUAGAAGUCGAUCGCUCUCGACUAGUGGUGCUCUUGAACAAUUAUUAUUUAUAAAUAAAUGUAAGUAAUGUGUCAAAUAUAAAAAAAAAAAAAAAACAAUAAUUCAACUGCAAAAGUGUCUACAGAAAAUGGCUUGAUUACAAUAAUUUUGUUAGUAGCGACGGCGAAAUAUGGCUUAGUUUAGUCUAGUCUUAUAAUGAAAUAAAGUACGUGUUAAUGUUA